GCGCUAAAGCACCGCAGGCGGGACCUCCAAGCACGCCGUGAUGAAUCCGCCCGCUGUCCGUCAUCCUCCCGGACGCCUCGGAUCUGCUCCUCCAAGUGCUAGAAGACGCUGCCUGAACUCAACUGCGAUGGACGGAGGACGGUGAGGGGGAAAAAAAAAAAAAAUCAUGCUUGGAUGCAAAAAAUGACGAGCGCCGGUGCGGAGUGUUGUCCAGCCGCUGCGUUGCCCUGGCGGAGGAGAAGUUGCGCCUCGGAGCCGCAGGACCGGGAACUUUUAUAGACUUUCAAGUCCAGCGCCCGCGAGUCGCCGGCAGCCGCAGCUCGGACUGGUUUGACUGGAGGAUUGUGCGCCAACAGAGCGCUGACACUGCAGCGGUGCGUUCAGUUCAGGUGAUGCGAUGACUCGAAGCGACGAGGAAAUGGCAUUUGUGUGAGAGGAAGAGGUCUCUGGGUUUUACUGGCUGACAAUGGAGAAUAAAUGAGCGGGACGCUUCCCAGGAGUAACUGACAGCACGACGACAGAAUGCGGGAGAGGGACCUGCGGAGCCUGUGCAGAAGGGCGCUGCUGCUGACGGUGUGCGUGGUGUCCCUCUGGGCGCAGCUGAGCGCGGCGUCGUCGCACAGGAGCCACAUAGUUCAUGUGAAGGCGGGAACCUGCGAGGUAAUUGCUGCACAUCGCUGCUGUAACAAGAACAAGAUCGAGGAGCGAUCCCAGACUGUCAAGUGCUCCUGCUUCCCUGGACAGGUGGCGGGAACCACGAGGGCGGCUCCAUCCUGUGUAGACGCAUCCAUAGUUGCUCAGAAGUGGUGGUGCCAGAUGCAUCCCUGCAUGGACGGCGAGGAGUGUAAAGUGCUGCCAGAUCUGAAAGGAUGGAGCUGCAGCACGGGAAACAAAGUUAAGACAACUAAGGUCACGCGAUAGUCGUCCGUUCCUGGAUCACCUUGUUUGGAGCCAGAUGUUAUUACUUUGACCAACAGGACAUUUUAAUAUGGAGUAUUUUGAGGAUUGGUGGACACCAGGGACCAACGAGGACAAGAAUUAUGGACAGGAAGCAUCAUAUCAGACUGCGUAUCUAAAUGAUUCCUGACUUUAAAUCCAGCAUCAACAGUAGCUGUCUCUGGACUAAACUGCCCACCAAGUCUUUCUUUGUAUUAUAGUUUUAUUCCUUUGGACUAGAAGACUCAACCGUGACAGUAUUUAUUAAGUAAAAGACUGGAUCAACACCAGAAAAAAACACCCUGAAGCAAAACCAUGUGAUGUGAAACUUUUGUGUUAUUUUCUAGCCACUGAGAGCCUGAGGACUCUUGAUGCGUAUCUGUGUUGAAGAUCUAGUGAGAUCAUGAGCAUUUUCAUUCCUUUUAGCCUUAUGGAGCAGAUAUGACAUCUGUUUAGUUUUUGUUUAUGGGUUGAUUUGAAAGUAUCAAAGUGUUUGGCUUUCUGAAGUGUGUUAGGAUGUCGAGUCUUCUUUUCAAAGACAGAAGAUGAUGCCACAACAAUAAACACUCAGAAAACAUGUAACAGUAUUUGACGACAAGUCACCAACGGUCAACACAGCUGAGUUCUGCCAAAAUGUUUUAGUGGUAUCUGUUGUUUUCAAAGCUCGGUGACUACCAUUGAUUACAAAUGUCAGUAUUAUCUCAAUGAAUCUAAGUCAAUAAAUAUGACAAAAUGGACAAAUUUGGGAUUUGUACUGUUAAUACAAUUUCUGUUAUACUUCAUACUGUAUAUUUACAUGUGUGAAUGCACUGGAACUGUUGGAACUUCAACGAAGCAGGAUGAGCAAAUAUUCUGACAAAAAAGGAAGUGAAAAUCAUAAUGGAAUAAUAUAAAUGUGGAAAUCAGCAAAUAACAAAAAUAGGACAUGUUCUGAAAUACAAAAGAGAAAAUCUCACGGCACCUAAAACGAACAGACUCCACAAAAAGCCAUUUGAAAUCCCAUCCAGGGAGAAACUGAUAAUUAGCUCUCGCCAUAAAACAGCUCUAAUCCUAUGAGAUUCAUUUCCAAAACUCGGUGUUGUCAGCAUCCAAGCCUCUGUUUAUUAUAUUAAAUGUUAAUCAUAACCAGUCAAGCUAUAGCAUUUAUUUUUUUAUUUUCUCGUUGAAUGACUUCUCUUAAGGUUGUGCCUGACAGAAAUCCCCAAACCAUUGUUAGUGUGUGUCAUUAAAAGCUUAGAGUAAAUAAACCUGAGCGAUUGGAGCUGGGCGCUGUGGAGGGAGAGUGGGAGAAAACGGACAAAGAGAGGAAGCAAAGCAUAACAGCAAAGGCUGCUUUAGCCCCUGGGAGCGUGCUGGGCUUCUCCAUCUGACGCUUCAUUCGCACACUUGACUCAGAGAAGUGUUUAGAUCUUUUCACUUUCAGUAGACUUUAUUUAUUUGCAAUUUUGUUAGAAGAAUAUGAAAUCAAUUAUCUAUUGACCAUCCAAUCUCAUGUUUUAGACUAGUUUAUUACGUUGUGGACCGUCUGAUUGUAGCUUGUAUUCACCUUGGUGCCAAUGUGGACCAGUCUCCAUGCUCCUGAUAUUAAGGAGCAUCCCCCACUCAUGUUGCUGCCACCACCGGAGCUUUAGUCAUUCAUGAGGGCGUCCACUCUCUAACCAAACUGCAGCUUUAUGAGGAAUUGUGCGUUUUGUAAGUCAAUUUCUGCCAGUAAUUGAAACAGUGCACUCUCUGCAUAAUGCUCCUCAUGCUAAACAUAAUUAAUUAAGCAAAAAGUGUAGAAGGCCCGCUCGCAACGAUCAGACCCGAGGGAGAGCGAUGAGGAGGCCUGCUAUGGUUAGCGAUCCAGGUUGCCUCUUGUUUGGUUGGAAAUCAUUAAAUUACAGUAAUGACUAAUUUCUCAUUCCUGCAUGCAAUCCGCCGGAGACCACCGUGGAUUUAAUAAAGAGCCGGCGAUGAAUUACAAACAGCCAGCGACUGAGGGAAGGGAACGUGAUUAUACAUUGUAAUUCAAAAGUGCAUUAAUAAAACAAUACAGAAACAUUGCUAAAUCAUUGGAGAUAAAGACUAUUUGCAUAAUUCAUUAAGGUUAAUCAGACCAGGCAAUCCAGCACAGUGCUCCAAGGAACCCGGAGCAAAGACAUGAAUCCAGUCCCCUGGAAACAGCCUUUCUAACUACAAACAAUGAUACAAAUCUACCCUUGGAUCAGAGAAUUAACCUCUGUGCUCUUAACAGCCCCUGCAGUGUUGAAACACAAUCCUUCAGUCAUUCACCUUUAUAUGGGCUAAUAUUCCAUUAAUAAUAAAGGAUCUUUUCACA
Molecule: messenger RNA, 3256 nt
Organism: Betta splendens (Siamese fighting fish)
Lineage: Eukaryota; Metazoa; Chordata; Actinopteri; Anabantiformes; Osphronemidae
Gene: tafa3a
Product: TAFA chemokine like family member 3a
Exons: 5
Coding region: 523-921 (132 amino acids)
Molecular function (GO): receptor ligand activity
Source: RefSeq, a predicted model, not a curated record